Xenopus laevis (African clawed frog) is the source of this 2867-nucleotide messenger RNA. It is a transcript of the gene six3.S, whose product is annotated as SIX homeobox 3 S homeolog. Gene Ontology annotation, cellular component: transcription regulator complex; nucleus. The transcript has 2 exons. NCBI's taxonomy places the organism in Eukaryota, Metazoa, Chordata, Amphibia, Anura, Pipidae. Gene Ontology annotation, biological process: brain development; regulation of transcription by RNA polymerase II; eye development. Gene Ontology annotation, molecular function: DNA-binding transcription factor activity, RNA polymerase II-specific; RNA polymerase II cis-regulatory region sequence-specific DNA binding; DNA binding. The record is from RefSeq and is a predicted model, not a curated record. Bases 197 to 1087 code for a protein of 296 amino acids.
CACCUGGCAGACCAAUAGAAAAGCGAAGCAAUGUUUCGGUGCUGCACUCAGUGUGCGUGGAAAGGGCGCUAGGAUGAGGCCGUUGGCAUUGCGCUGAGUGACUUUUUCUGUGCAGCCGCCGCCGCCGCUAGUGUUGCUGCCGCUUCUUUCAGUGUGUGUAUCUGCGGCUCCUGCUGUCCCCCCCGCCGGCCAUCCCAUGGUGUUCAGGUCCCCUCUAGAGCUUUAUCCCGCCCACUUCUUCCUGCCCAACUUCCCCGAGCGCUCCGUGCUCCUGGCCGGCUCCAGCGGCGGGGGCCCCCGAGCCCAGGAAGAGCUGUCAAUGUUCCAGCUGCCGAGCCUGAACUUUUCCCCGGAGCAAGUGGCCAGUGUGUGUGAGACGCUGGAGGAGACGGGGGACAUCGAGCGGCUGGGGCGCUUCUUGUGGUCUCUGCCCGUGGCCCCGGGGGCGUGUGAGGCCAUCAAUAAACAUGAGUCGAUCCUGCGCGCCCGGGCCGUCGUCGCCUUCCACACGGGCAACUUCAGGGACCUCUACCACAUCCUGGAGAAUCACAAGUUCACCAAAGACUCGCACGGCAAACUGCAGGCCAUGUGGCUGGAGGCGCAUUACCAGGAGGCGGAGAAGCUGCGGGGGCGACCCCUCGGGCCGGUGGAUAAAUACCGGGUGAGGAAGAAGUUCCCCCUGCCCCGCACCAUCUGGGACGGAGAGCAGAAGACUCACUGCUUCAAGGAGCGGACUCGCAGCCUCCUGAGGGAAUGGUACCUGCAGGAUCCCUACCCCAACCCCAGCAAGAAGCGAGAACUGGCCCAGGCCACCGGACUCACCCCCACACAGGUGGGAAACUGGUUCAAAAACCGCAGGCAGAGGGACAGAGCGGCCGCCGCUAAGAACAGGCUUCAGCACCAGUCUAUCGGACAGAGUGGCAUGAGGUCGUUGGCAGAUCCCGGCUGCCCCACACACAGUUCGGCCGAGUCUCCUUCGACGGCAGCGGCCAGUCCGACCACCAGCGUGUCCAGCCUGGCAGACCGAGCAGAAACUGGCACCUCCAUCCUAUCUGUCACCUCCAGCGACUCGGAAUGUGACGUAUGAUAGGCACAGACUGAAACCCAGGCAGAUCAGGGCACCUAUGGACCUCACUACACAUGGACUCUCUAAAAAGAAAGACUUGAGGACCCUAAAAGGUGACACUUGUAUGACCCCCCAAAAAAGACAAAGCGCACCCCUCUAUUUGAGCCAUUGGACGCACGGCCAUUGCAUGAUUCCUUUGUAUCUGGGGACAGACCCCCCUAAACCAAGCUUGGUGCCCCCUUCCCAGGAUCUCCAGGAAGAGGAAUCCCACUCAUCUCCUCUGUAAUGCGGUCACCCAAGACGCAAUUAUUUUUUUCCUUGGUUUGUUUAAUUAAUAAUUAUUUUAAUUUUAUUUUCGUUCUCGUGUUCAUCAGACAAUCAUUUUUCUUCGUAAGCACCUUUUUUUUUUUCUUUUCAACACCUCUGUCACUGCCUGUGUGGGUUACUUAACUGGUUAAUGUGGAAAAAAAAAGAAUAGUUUAUGACUGUAACAGAAUUUUAUUUUUAUUUCAAGAUUUUAUAUGAAUUAUGUAUAUCUCAGUGAUGAGGUCACUUCCCAGUUGUAAUAUAUGUGUCGAAAUGCUUGUAUAUAAUAUUGCGAAUGCUCUUUUUUUAUUCCCUGGUUUGUUUGGCACAACCCCCCUCCCUCCCUUACACACUCACUCACCCUCACUCAUACUCACACUCUCAUUCAUAUUCUCACUCAUACUCUUACUCAUACUCUCACUCAUACUCUCACUCAUACUCUCACUCAUACUCAUACUCACACUCUCACUCAUACUUACACUCUCAUUCAUACUCUCACUCAUACUCACACUUUACCUUAUAUUACGCACAAUUAUACGCAUUCUCUGGUGUACACUCUUCUUUACAUACAUAGAAAUAAAGACUUGUACAAGGGCACCCUCUUUUACACACACACAGUCUCUCUUUCUCUGUCACGCUGUCUGUCACUUUUACUCUGUCACUCUCUAUGGCUGUCUCUCUCUUUUCUAGCUGUCUCCCUUUUCUUUUUUGUUAAUUCCCAUUCUGUGCGUAUUUAAUCUCUUUAAUAUUCCUGCUGUCUCUCUGUUUCCCUCUCUCUGUCUCUUUCUAUCCCAAUUACACUCUAAUUAUAUCCUCUGUCCCUGGUAUGUCUCCCCCUCUCACCUACACUCUCACUCAUACUCACACUUUACCUUUUAUUACGCACAAUUUUACGCAUUCUCUGGCGCACACUCUUCAUUACAUACAUAGAAAUAAAGGCUGGUACAAGGGCACCCUCUUUUACACAAAAAGUCUCUCUCUCUGUCACUCUCUAUGUAUGUCACUUUAACUCUGUCACUCUCUCUCUCUCUCUCUCUCUGUCUGUCUCUCUCUUGCCUAGCUGUCUCCCUUUUCUUUUCUGUUAAUUCCCAUUCUGUGCGUAUUUUAAUCUCUUUAAUAUUCCUUUCUCUCUGUCUUUACACUCUAAUUAUAUCCUCUGUUCCUUGUAUGUCUCCCCCUCUCACUCACACUCAUCCCUCUAUUUGCCCCUUACUGUGUUCCUGCCUAAAUUCCCUGGUCAGGUUCUGGCCUGGCUGGGUUUUCAGGAAGGGGUUUCACCCAUAGAAAGAGCUUCUGAGCCCCACUCAUGUCAUUCUUAUGCAAAGAGAUAAUAAUCCUCAGUAAAACCAGAUCCUCUAAUAAUAAGUAUUUCCUAUCAGCCUGGGGACACAAUGAUCCACUUUAGAGCGCUUAACAUUUGUCUGUUUACUUGUUUAUCUAUAUGUACAGUACAAACUUUCUAAAUCAAAUACAGUAUUCAGUUUUUUCUUAUCUA